AUGGUUCAUCUUUCCUACUCUCUUUAUUUUACUUUCUUUACCUGGCGUUGUUGCCUUUUGAUGGCUGAAGCUGAAAGGAUUUUUCGUUGUCCUUGUGCGUUGAGCGGCACCUUUUCUCCUUAUGCUAUGUUUGUUGCGUCUUUCUUUUCCUUUUUAUUUUCAUUGACAAUAUCCUUUUUUUUUUUGUUUGUUGCUUUAUUAUUGUUGUUUUUUUUUUCCGUUCUUUCUUGGGCGCACGGGAGGAGUGGCAGGGGAGUGCAGCAGGGUAUAGAAGCAGUUGUUUGGCAAAUGACGGAGAAUUCCAGUGCGGUUGCUGCCGGGGCUGUGGACGGCACGGUCCGUGCUGGGAGGAGCAAGGCGUUGUUUCUGAAGGAUGACGAGCGAUUUCUUUUUGACUUUGGCGGGGAAUCGGCGGUGGACGGUGCGACAAUGACGGGGAGAGAUUCCACCAGCCCCGCGUCACGCGCCUUUGCCUGCCCCCACGAGGGAGAGGGCGAUGAUGCCGACAGGCAGGCUGUCAGGGAUGGCGUGGAUGCUGAGCUUGGCGUGCGAGGCAAAGUGGCGGUGGCCUCGCUGAGCGCGGCGGAGGUGCGUCGAUGUUUUCACGCCGCCCUGAACGCAGGCAGUGAUGUUUUUUUGAAUAUGCCACUAAACGAGGCGGUUGAAAAGUUUCAGUUUGGACUGCAGCGGUACAGCGAGGCGUUGUCCCGUCAUACACGGCAGGAGAAGCAGCGCAGGGCAGUACCAAGAAAACGGACCCGUAUCAGCAGUGAUGAUGAUGAUGAUAAUAAUAAUAAUAGUAAUAACACGAGUAGUCCGAAGAACGCUGGUGGCAGUUUUGAGGGCAAAAGGCGUACACACAAGUGA
Trypanosoma cruzi is the source of this 867-nucleotide messenger RNA. RefSeq lists its product as uncharacterized. Lineage: Eukaryota; Euglenozoa; Kinetoplastea; Trypanosomatida; Trypanosomatidae. The record is from RefSeq and is a predicted model, not a curated record. Bases 1 to 867 code for a protein of 288 amino acids. The transcript has a single exon.